Aegilops tauschii subsp. strangulata is the source of this 450-nucleotide messenger RNA. Lineage: Eukaryota; Viridiplantae; Streptophyta; Magnoliopsida; Poales; Poaceae. The record is from RefSeq and is a predicted model, not a curated record.
AUGGUCGCGCCUCGACCGUGCCUGCCCCAUGCGCUCCCCUGCACCCGUGUGCCCGCUGCGCGCGCGCCCGCGUGGCCGGCCGCCCGUAGUCACCGGUCGGCCUCCCUUGCUCGCCGCGCAUUGCUGCUACCCCGCCCGCUGCCGCGCGCACCCGCGCUCACCUACGCAGCCCACGGCUCGCGCGCGCGCCCUUCACCAUGGCCCACCGCUCCUGCGCUGAGCCCCCGCCGUCCCACUCCGGCCCCGACGCCCUCCCCCUCCUUCUCCGGCGACCGCCCGCACACUCGCUGCCUCGCCUCUGCUCUGCCCGCGCGGCUCCCUUCGCCUCCGCGCCACUCCGGCCGUCUGCCGGUGCCGUGGCCGCCGGCGCCCCGCGGUGCUGGGCGGCGCCCGUUGCGGCUGCGCCCACCCCUCGCCUGUGUGCCCGCAGCCGCCGCCCGACGCCCGUGA